AUGUUUGCCCAUGCUCCCAAUACAAUACAGUUGGAGCUGAAGAGCUCCGAUGGUGAUGCCUACCUGAUUCAAGUGGCGUGGCCUCUAGCCUGGGACGACCCUAAGGCUCCCGGUCAUAGCGCCUCCAUCCUAUAUGUGCUUGAUGGCAAUGCACUCUUCUUCACAACAACCGAAGCCGCCCGCCGUAGCGCAAUGCUUCCCACAAGCGAUAAUGCGGUGGUGGUAGGAAUCGGGUAUCCAAUGGAAGACAGGCCCUACAGUCCGCGAAGGCAUUAUGACUACACACCCCCAUGUGAUAAGUACGAAGCACCAUGCGGAAUCGACGGUCAGCAACAGGCUUUGCCUCACGGUGGUGCAAAUCAGUUGCUUGAUUUUCUUGUCAGCACCACAUUCUCCCUGGUCUAUGCGUCAAUAAGGAGAUCCUUAUCGGUCAUUCUCUGGGCGGGCUUUGCACAUUACAUGCACUUUUCCAGCACCUAA
Messenger RNA from Aspergillus oryzae RIB40, 480 nucleotides. RefSeq lists its product as uncharacterized. NCBI's taxonomy places the organism in Eukaryota, Fungi, Ascomycota, Eurotiomycetes, Eurotiales, Aspergillaceae. The transcript has 3 exons. The record is from RefSeq and is a predicted model, not a curated record. Gene Ontology annotation, molecular function: hydrolase activity, acting on ester bonds. The coding region runs from base 1 to 480 and encodes 159 amino acids.